AUGCUUUUCCCGUAUCGCAUUACGGCCUGCCUGGCAACCCUUGUUGCUGCAACUGUCGCGAGUUCACCUCCGAUGUCGUUCGAUGUCGUGAAACGCCAGGCGCCAGAAGGUCACACGCCUUUACAGACAAAUGUGACUUGGGAUUCACAGUCUCUCUUGAUUAAUGGGGAGAGAAUCAUGAUACUUAGCGGUGAAUUUCACCCUUUCAGGCUUCCAAGUCCUUCAUUAUGGCUUGACGUGUUCCAAAAAGUUAAAGCUUUAGGAUUCAAUACCGUCAGCUUUUACGUUGAUUGGGCUUUAUUGGAAGGAAAGCCCGGUGAUUUCAGAGCCAAUGGUGUCUUUGCUCUGGAUCCUUUCUUUGACGCAGCCACGCAGGCAGGCAUUUAUCUCAUUGCGCGUCCGGGUCCCUAUAUCAAUGCCGAGGUAUCUGGCGGCGGCUUUCCUGGAUGGUUGCAGCGGUUGAAUGUAACGCUCCGUUCCUACAAUAUGUCAUAUCUAGAGGCUACUGAUAACUAUAUAUCCCACGUGGCGGGUUCGAUUGCUAAGGCGCAAAUCACCAAUGGGGGUCCGGUGAUUCUGUAUCAACCGGAGAAUGAGUAUAGUGGUGGCUGUUGCGGUGUGUUGUUCCCAGACCCUAAUUACAUGCAGUAUGUGGAGGACCAGGCUCGCAAAGCUGGGGUUACUGUACCCUUUAUCAACAACGAUGCGUGGGAAGGAGGGCAUAAUGCUCCGGGAACUGGACUUGGCCAGAUUGACAUCUACGGCUUUGAUAAUUAUCCGCUUGGCUUUGAUUGUAGUGACCCAAAAACAUGGCCUGGUCUUUCCGGCAUGGCUACAGACUUCUAUUCAACUCAUCUGCGUAUUAGUCCUAAUACUCCACUAUCUCUGGAUGAAUUCCAAGGAGGGUCAUUCGAUCCUUGGGGCGGAACGGGAUAUGCAGGAUGUGCUGCGCUUCUGGGUCCUGAAUUCGAACGUGUGGUAUAUAAGAAUAACGUCGCGUCAGGAGCCAAGAUCGUCAACUUAUACAUGAUUUACGGUGGCAUGAACUGGGGAAAUCUUGGCUAUCCUGGAGGCUAUUCCUCCUACGACUACGGUGCUGCCAUAAGUGAAUCCCGUAAUGUGACUCGUGAGAAGUACAGUGAACUCAAGCUUCUUGGCAACUUCUUGAAGGCUUCUCCGUCGUAUCUAACAGCCUCCCCUCAGAGUGCCUCGUCCGGAAUUUACACAGACACCACAGAUUUGACUAUAACCCCGGUUGUUGGCAAUACUACGGCGUAUUUUGUUGUCAGACACAACAACUACACCAAUCAGUCAUCGAUCAGAUAUAAGCUUAAACUUCCCACUAGUGCUGGAAAUUUGACCGUUCCACAGUUAGGAGGUGUUUUAUCGCUUAAUGGACGAGACUCCAAGAUUCAUGUUGUCAAUUAUGAUUUAGGGGGGACUGAUCUGUUGUACUCUACCGCUGAGAUUUUUACGUGGAAGAAGUAUGCUAAUGGUAAGAUCCUGGUCCUUUACGGCGGACCCGGUGAACACCAUGAACUAGCCAUCUCAAGCACCUCACAGGCGUCCAUACUUGAGGGGCUGGCAAGAACCGAAAACAUUGGUCAGCAUACUGUCGUAAGCUGGGACGUCGCUUCUACUCGGCAAAUUGUCGUGAUCGGGGAUAUGAAAAUCUUGCUGCUGGACCGAAAUUCCGCCUAUAACUACUGGGUUCCCGAAUGUCCCACCGAAGGCAUUUCACCUGGCCUCAGUACUCCGGAGAAAACGGCCUCUUCGAUCAUUGUAAAGGCAGAUUAUCUUGUCAGAUCCGCACAUUUGCAAGGCGCCGACCUCCAUCUUACGGCGGAUUUCAACACAACAAGUGCAAUUGAGGUUAUUGCUCCUCCAAAGGGUGCUCAUGCUCUAUUUGUUAACAGUCAAAAAGUGCCUUUCGAAGUUGACAAGCACGGGUUCUGGACCGCUAAAAUGCCUUAUGUUCCCCCCAAAAUUGAGCUUGUCGAUUUCAAAGCGCUUGACUGGAAGUAUCUAGAUACGCUACCCGAACUUUCGCCUACUUAUGAUGACUCUACUUGGCGAGACGCUGAUAUUCCCCAUACUACUAAUACAUUUCAACCACUGAACACCUCAACCUCGUUGUUUGGAUCGGACUACGGCUUUAACACCGGCUAUCUCGUGUUCCGCGGACACUUCGUUGCUCGAGGUACCGAAACCGACUUUUUCAUCGAAACACAAGGUGGCACUGCGUUCGGCAGCUCAGUGUGGCUAAAUAAUACACAUUUGGGCUCGUUUGCAGGAAAUAGCAUCGAUGAGGACUCUAAUCAAACCUAUUCACUUCCUCCCUUAACACCUAGAGAGCAUUAUACGAUAACAGUUGUGAUUGACCAGACUGGCAUGAUGGAGAACUGGGUCAUUGGGUUAGAUGAUAUGAAGGAUCCCCGCGGAAUAAUAAGUUAUCAGCUGUUUGGCUCUAACGAUACUGCAGUCACCUGGAAGGUAACUGGGAACUUUGGCGGCGAGGAUUACAUGGAUAAGGUUCGCGGUCCUCUCAACGAAGGCGGUUUGUAUUGCGAGCGCCAGGGUUUCCAUCAACCUCAACCACCAAGCGAUUCCUGGGAGACUUCUAGCCCAUUCGAAGGGAUUUCCAAACCAGGUAUUGCGUUUUAUUCGACAAGUUUUGAGCUUGACGUUCCGGACGGAUGGGAUGUUCCAUUAUCCUUCCAGUUUGGAAACAACACCAGUCCUCCUCCUAAAUACCGCGCAAUCCUCUUCGUUAACGGAUACCAAUUUGGUAAGUACAUCAACAACAUUGGUCCGCAGACUCAGUUCCAUGUUCCGCAGGGAAUUUUAAACUAUCAGGGAACAAACUGGGUUGGUGUGACUCUGUGGGCUCAGCAGCCGAAUGGAGCUAAAUUAGACGGCUUUCAACUCGUCAAAGAGACGCCAGUCUUGUCUGCUCUCGCCGGAAUCCGUUCAGUCGAACAGCCUAGGUACUACGCUCGAGCGGGCGCGUACUAA
Molecule: messenger RNA, 3015 nt
Organism: Talaromyces amestolkiae
Lineage: Eukaryota; Fungi; Ascomycota; Eurotiomycetes; Eurotiales; Trichocomaceae
Exons: 9
Coding region: 1-3015 (1004 amino acids)
Biological process (GO): carbohydrate metabolic process
Cellular component (GO): vacuole
Molecular function (GO): beta-galactosidase activity
Source: RefSeq, a predicted model, not a curated record